GUGGAAUCUGGAAACAAUCAGGAGAGGGAAGUUGAGUAAUGACAGAGAAGUUGCUGGUCUAUGGCCAGGAAAGUCAUGCCUUGAGAGAAUGCCGCAGGAUGUGGACUUGCUCACAGCCGAUUGUUCAAAGAAGACAGUUGGUUAUGGGACAGAAGAGCCCGGUUUGGGGUUGUCUGAGAUUUCUUCGCCAGUUGCCUCUGUGGUGGACAGAAGUGCUGCUAACCAGACGCCAUUAUUCAGAGUGUCCACCCUGGAGCCAUGGUCCAUGCUUUCCUCAUCCACACCUUGCGGGCUCCACAGGCCCAGGACACGGGCCUUUGCCGAGUGCUCUACUCCUGCGUCUUUGGUGCUGAGAACUCACCGGAUGACCCACGACCACGUGGUGCUGAGAGGGACAGGCUCCUCCGGAAGGAGCAGAUUUUGGCUGUGGCCAGGCAGGUGGACUCCAUGUGCCGGCUGCAGCAGCAGGCAUCUGGCCGGACCCCCAUGGACCUGCAGCCUCAGUCAUCAGAUGAGCCAGUGCCCCUGCAUGAGGCCCCCCUUGGGGCCUUCCGCCUGGCAGCAGGGGACCCUUUUCAGGAGCCUCGGACAGUGGUAUGGCUGGGUGUGCUCUCAUUAGGAUUUGCCCUGGUACUGGAUGCCCACGAGAACCUGCUGCUGGCUGAGGGCACACUCCGGCUGCUGGCACGCCUCCUCCUCGACCACCUCCGGCUGCUGACCCCCAGCACCAACCUCCUGCUUCGGGCUGAUCGCAUCGAGGGCAUCCUUGCCCGCUUCCUGCCCCAUGGUCAACUGCUCUUCCUCAAUGACCAGUUUGUCCAGGGUCUGGAGAAGGAAUUCAGUGCUGCGUGGCCCCGCUGAUCCCUCACUGGGAUGGGACUUCCUGAGAGGGCAAGGAGGGAGGACAGGGAUGGGUGGACACACAGCCAGGUGAAGCUUGGCAUUGGCCUCCUUCACAACCUGCCCCCAGCUCUGGCGUGGUACCACACACAGGAUAAGUGGACAGCACAAACUGUCCAUAAUAGUGGACAGAAGAGGGUGCUGGCCAAAGGACGGUGGAGAGGAAUCCCAGAACAUCCUGUGCCUGGUGUUGCCAUGUAACUUAUUCAUACUGCUGCAGUGGGCCAGCCCUACCUGUCCUUGACCCCAGUUUCUCCCAUCUUUGGCAGCCAGCCCCCAAAACAAUCCACCAGUUGCUAGUGUUAGAGCAUAAAGAACAGAACUCAGUUCACUUUCUCCUUCUAAACCCACAGUCAGUCAUUGUAACCCAAAGGGAAUCUGAGACUCCCAGGGUCGGGGAGCUGGCUGCUGCCUUUGCACCCACUUAGGCAACAUUAUCAGUAAGGAUUUUGGGGGCACCUGGGUGGCUCAGUCAUUAAGGAUCUGCCUUCAGCCCAGGUCAUGAUCCCAGGGUCCUGGGGUGGAGCCCCACAUCCGGUUCCCUGCUCAGCAGGAAGCCUGCUCUCCCUCUCCCACUACCCCCUGCUUGUGU
This is a messenger RNA of Lutra lutra (Eurasian river otter), 1492 nucleotides long. RefSeq names its product adaptor related protein complex 5 subunit sigma 1 (gene AP5S1). Gene Ontology annotation, biological process: endosomal transport; double-strand break repair via homologous recombination. NCBI's taxonomy places the organism in Eukaryota, Metazoa, Chordata, Mammalia, Carnivora, Mustelidae. The transcript is spliced from 4 exons. Bases 259 to 861 code for a protein of 200 amino acids. Gene Ontology annotation, cellular component: lysosome; cytosol; late endosome. The record is from RefSeq and is a predicted model, not a curated record.